Messenger RNA from Owenia fusiformis, 876 nucleotides. The record is from the annotation of a GenBank genome assembly. NCBI's taxonomy places the organism in Eukaryota, Metazoa, Annelida, Polychaeta, Sabellida, Oweniidae.
CUCAUGUUCUGUAAAGAGAACAGCUGGAUUUCACUGACUAAAUUGAAGCCAUUUUUCAUGUAGCAAGACCAGUUUUGUUGGAAAAGCACUGUUCCUUAGAGAUAAGAUGUCACUAACGUUCUCUUGUCGUAUUGGGAGACAAUACUUCUACCGUACUGCGAAGAUACUGAUGGCAGAUAUCAAUGGACAAAAAUUGCAAUUGCAGGGUUAUGCAAGUGACAAUGGCAAAUCAGACAAAGCUGUACCUUUUGGAUUUCAAGCAACAUCUAACGGCACAGCAUUCGAUUUAAGCAGUUCAAAAUCCUAUGAUCAAGCAUACUCCGAGCAUGGCAACAUUUCUCAGCCUAUUAAUCUCUCAUGUUCAACAUCAUCUCUUGAAGGAUAUCAAGCAAACACACAUGAAUUUUCCCCUUCACAUCAACAGGAUAUCUUGAGUAACUCAAAUCGGGUUACUUUAAAUAGAGAGAUCAAUGAUAUGACCCCAGGUGUAGCAGGAGGGGAUCAAAGUGACCAACAACAAAAUAGUGACUUAUAUGUUUCGUUGUAUGAUAGCAAGACAUAUGUCAGCCUCUAUGGAGUUAUGCAAAGCAAUGUCCCGGAACCGUAUCAACCUCCUGAAACUUCAAACCAGGCAGAAACGCAUGGUCACGGUGAAUCACAUCUCCAAAUGCCAAGUGGAGGUGUUGUCAUGGGGGAUAAAUUCAUGUCCAGCCAUCGUAUGGACACUCACGCAACCACUCAUAUUACUAAUACUAAUCUCAAACGAAAAUUCUCUACAUCUGUAGUCCACAUAUCUCCCAUCGCUACCCAUAAUGCAAAUAUGCAGGUCUGCAGGUUAAAAACCCACAAGGAAUACAAGGUGAAGAUGGCGCUAGA